AUGUUGCGAGGACAUCAAAUCCCACAGUCGAAUGACAGCAGCAUACAGCCGUCACUGGCAGACACCUCGCACGAUGACGGCAUAGCAUCUUUGAAUGCUGAUCCUUCAGUUGCGCGUCAAACCCCUUGCCCUGCAGCCAAUGCAGAGGGUGACGAAAUUCGAUAUUCAUCGACUCAGCCAGUCGUUGAGCCUUUAGAAGCAACGACACACAGUCUGAUAAUUGUGCCACGUUCUCAGAGACGCGGCCUGUUGGGACAACUAUCGUUCGUGCCGGAGGUUGAGAGGCCAUACCAGUACAGUAACCUAACGAAAUGGGGAAUUACGGCCACUGUAUCAAUUGCUGCUUCUACCGUCCCAUUUGGAUCAACAAUCUUCUUUCCUGCUCUUGGAGACCUCUCUAAAGAUUUUCGUACACAACCCACAAUUGCAAACCUCUCCGUCGCCUUAUACAUGGUCGCAAUGUCCGUAUUCCCACUCUGGUGGUCCUCGUUCUCUGAAGAGUUUGGCCGGCGGUCCAUUUACCUCAUCUCAUUUUUUCUCUUUAUUAUUGCCUGCAUUCUUUGUGCUGUAAGCACCAAUAUUGCCAUGCUCAUUACGUUUCGUGUCAUGGCAGGCGGAUGUGCGGCCAGUGUCCAGGCCGUUGGCGCAGGGACGAUUGCAGAUGUUUGGGAAUCGAAAGAACGCGGCCGUGCCAUGAGCUUGUUCUAUCUUGGGCCGCUGCUUGGUCCUCUACUUGCGCCUAUUAUAGGUGGCGUGCUAUCCCAAAGUUUAGGUUGGCGAUCAACAAUGUGGUUCUUGUCCAUUUUUGGCCUUGUUGCAUUUUUGUUGCUGCUCUUUAUGCUCCCCGAAACCUUGGUAUCGUCGAGACAUGUUGACCGGCGUCUCCAGAGCACGCGCCCCAAGACAUUCCUUAAACAGCUGCAGCGAAUCUUUGUUGAACCUUUGGGAGUUUUGCUAUUUUUGAGAUUCCCGCCUAUUCUCAUAACUGUUAUUCUAGCUGCUAUAGCUUUUGGUGCACUAUUUAUUGUCAACAUUGCCAUACAGCAGAAGUAUGCAGAUGCCCCAUACAGCUUCAAGCAGACAAUCGUCGGGCUCCUGUAUCUUCCAACAGGAAUUGGUUCAACUUUCGCAUCGUUUCUGGGUGGAAAAUGGCUUGACUACAUUAUGGCACGAGAAGCAAAGAAGAAAAAACGGUACGAUGUAAAUGGGCAGCUUCUCUACUUGCCGGAAGACAGAAUGAAGGAGAAUAUGUGGUUGGCGAAUGCAGUCUACCCUCUCGGAUUACUCUUAUUUGGAUGGACCCUGGAGUAUGGCAUCUUUUGGUUUGUCCCGUCUAUCGGUUCGUUUCUAUUCGGGCUUUCAUCCAUGCUAGUAUUUUCUGCUGCAACAACGAUGCUCACGGAAUUUGUUCGGAAAAGAAGCUCAGCCGGUGUUGCGGUUAAUAACUUUGUUCGAAAUAUACUCAGCUGUAUUGGAACCGUGGUGGCAUCGCCGUGGAUUGACGCCAUAGGAGUGGGCUACGUCUCAACGGCUGUUGCGCUGUUCUGCUUAAUAGUUGGAUAUAGUGCUAUAUGGCUGCUCAGACGCAAUGCUGAAAAGUGGCGGGACCAAAUGGACCAGGCUUUAGAAGAAAGGUAA
Pochonia chlamydosporia 170 is the source of this 1638-nucleotide messenger RNA. RefSeq names its product multidrug resistance protein. Gene Ontology annotation, molecular function: polyamine transmembrane transporter activity. The transcript has 3 exons. Gene Ontology annotation, biological process: transmembrane transport; intracellular polyamine homeostasis. The coding region runs from base 1 to 1638 and encodes 545 amino acids. Lineage: Eukaryota; Fungi; Ascomycota; Sordariomycetes; Hypocreales; Clavicipitaceae. The record is from RefSeq and is a predicted model, not a curated record.